This is a messenger RNA of Manihot esculenta (cassava), 974 nucleotides long. Its product is annotated as ubiquitin-conjugating enzyme E2 4. Lineage: Eukaryota; Viridiplantae; Streptophyta; Magnoliopsida; Malpighiales; Euphorbiaceae. Gene Ontology annotation, biological process: protein polyubiquitination; ubiquitin-dependent protein catabolic process. Gene Ontology annotation, cellular component: nucleus. The record is from RefSeq and is a predicted model, not a curated record. The coding region runs from base 190 to 789 and encodes 199 amino acids. The transcript is spliced from 6 exons. Gene Ontology annotation, molecular function: ubiquitin conjugating enzyme activity.
UGUUCAUAGUAAAGAGUAAGGUGGGAAGUUACCAGUGUGUGGGCUCGAGUAUGGAGACUGCAUAUAAAUACUCGCUAGUUUCCCUCAUUCUUGUCUGAACUCUUUCUGGGUCUCUAUUUUCUUUUGGGGAAAAGCUAUUUCUCUAUUAUCAUCUCACUAUCUCGCUGGAAAAAGAAUUCAAAGCCGAAAAUGUCUUCUCCAAGCAAACGCCGGGAGAUGGAUUUGAUGAAACUGAUGAUGAGUGAUUACAAGGUGGAGAUGGUCAAUGAUGGCAUGCAAGAGUUUUAUGUGGAAUUCAACGGACCAAAAGACAGUCCUUAUCAGGGAGGGGUGUGGAGGAUAAGAGUAGAACUGCCUGAUGCAUAUCCUUAUAAAUCUCCAUCAAUUGGCUUUGUCAACAAGAUCUAUCACCCAAAUGUUGAUGAAAUGUCAGGUUCAGUUUGUUUAGAUGUUAUCAACCAAACUUGGAGCCCCAUGUUUGGUAAAAUGACUGCAUCAUUUUUUUCUGCAUAUAGUUUAUGCGCUUCAUAUCUGGUAAAUGUAUUUGAAGUUUUCCUUCCUCAGCUUCUUUUGUAUCCUAAUCCAUCUGAUCCAUUGAAUGGAGAAGCUGCUGCUCUCAUGAUGCGUGAUCGCUCCGCUUAUGAACAAAGAGUGAAAGAAUACUGUGAGAAAUAUGCAAAACCAGAGGAUGUUGGGGCCAAACAGGAAGAAAAAUCAAGUGAUGAGGAGCUGAGUGAUGAUGAAUAUGGCUCCGAGGAUGAGCAAGUUGCUGGCAAAGCUGAUCCUUAAUUGCUUGUAUGCUUGCAAUCCAGUUGUCUGUACAUGAUAUUCAGAUUGUGGAAAAUGAGACCCUGAAAAAACUGAAGGCUCUUGGAAAAAUUCCUGGCCCUUCUUUCUUUUAUUUUCCAGGGAUGUUCUGUAAAUUAUUCAACUCAGGAUGAACGCCUUCAAUAUUCAUUUACCGUUGGGACUAA